This is a messenger RNA of Ostrea edulis (European flat oyster), 3284 nucleotides long. Its product is annotated as tyrosine-protein phosphatase non-receptor type 1-like. The coding region runs from base 90 to 1424 and encodes 444 amino acids. NCBI's taxonomy places the organism in Eukaryota, Metazoa, Mollusca, Bivalvia, Ostreida, Ostreidae. The transcript has 9 exons. The record is from RefSeq and is a predicted model, not a curated record. Gene Ontology annotation, biological process: protein dephosphorylation. Gene Ontology annotation, molecular function: protein tyrosine phosphatase activity.
GUAGCUUCCGGUGAAAAUGAAAAUGGAUUCGCAUACUGUGAACUUCCUGUAAAUUUAGGAAUUUUUAUUUUCCUUUAAUUUUAUCCAUCAUGGGGUCGGAAAUUGAAAACGAAUUUGUCAAUUAUGAUAAAUACAAUGCCUGGGGUCCAGUUUAUCAGGAAUUAAAAAAUGAGGCAUCAAUACAGGCAAUGGAGGAAGAGUUCUCUACAGCUGAAGCCCGUAAUGCCGUCAACAGAAAUAAAAACAGAUACAGAGAUGUUAGUCCUUAUGACCACAGCAGAGUAAAACUGUCAAAUAAUGUAUACAUCAAUGCAAGUCUUGUAGAAGUUAAAGAAGCAAACAGAAAGUACAUUUUAACCCAGGGUCCUCUGGAGGUGACGGUCUCACAUUUCUGGCAGAUGGUUUGGGAAAAGAAAAGUAAAGCUAUUAUCAUGCUCAACAAAUUGAUAGAGAAUGGAGCGAGGAAGUGUUACAAAUAUUACCCAACCGAUGCUGAGGAUGAUGAAGAUGAAAUAGAGUUUGAGGAUGUGUCCCUCAAUGUGUCUGUCAUCAAAGAAACUCAACUUGACUAUUAUAUAGAAAGAAUAUUACUUUUGAAACAUACAGAGAGUGAAGAAUCUCGGGAAGUCAUUCACUACAAUUAUACACAUUGGCCAGAUUUUGGAGUUCCCCAGUCACCACUAGUGUUCCUAAACUUUCUGAUGACAGUACGACAGUCUGGAGCAUUGGAGACAGACGUCGGCCCAGCCAUCGUUCACUGUAGUGCUGGCAUUGGAAGAUCUGGAACAUUUUGCCUUGUAGAUUCUUCUCUUGUCAUUAUUGAAAAGACUCAAAAUAUGAAUUCUGUUGAUGUCAGAAAUUUAUUACUGGAAAUGCGGAAGUAUCGCAUGGGCUUAAUUCAGACUGCCGACCAACUACGAUUUUCCUAUCUUGCCAUUAUUGAUGGAGGACACCAAAUUUUAUCCAGUGGGAAAGCAGAACUAGAUAUUUUUUCCGAUUAUCUAAAAGAAAGCAUCAAUAAAGAAGACCACCCUCCCACACCGCCAGAGAGAACCACAAGUCUUCCCAUUGACAGACAACCCCCACCUCUCCCCCCUCGUAGUCCUGACCUCAGGAAAACAGAUAAUGAGGAUGAAGAAAAGGAUUAUGAAAAUCAACGAAUUGCACCCAAAGACACUGAGCAGUUAAUUCCUGAGAAGGAGAAAGAGAACAGUAGUACUUUCCUUUAUCUUUACAGUAGUACUUUCCGCCGAAGAAUUCAGAGAGAAGAACGCAAACAGAAAACACAGGAUCAGAUCAAUCGCAUGAAAGAAAAACAGAGAAAAAGUGAACUAUGGAGAAACAGACGCUCAUAUCUAACCCCUGUUGCCAUAGGAAUAACAUUGUUCAUUGGUGGACUCCUUCUGUAUAAAUACUAUUUCUGAUAUAUUAUAUAUGCAAAGAACAAGUCAGUGACAUCACUUUUGUUAUCUCGCCUGAACCAUUGGCUCAAGUGAGCUUUUCUGAUCAUUGUCUGCCAUCUGUCAUCAACCUCUCCAGAACAACUCAGCCAUAAAGUAUCUUAAGGGGAAGGGAAUUUGAGUUUAUAUGAAUAAAGGGCUAAGGAGAUAAUUGAGAAAUAGUAAAAUGUUUAAAACUCUUCAAGAGUGAUUAAGAUCAGUAUACACUUAUUGCAUUGCUUCUUGGGGAGCAGUCAAACUGUUGUCUUGAAGUAGGAGAGAAGACCUGAGAAACUGUUGCUUGUGGUCUUGGUAAUAAGUUUCCAACUCAGGUUUGUUUUGGGUCAGUCUAAGUUUAGCCACCAAAUGCAUUUAAAGUUUUACAUAGAAAUAUGUAUAAGAACCCAAUGUCUCCAAUUUGUCAACAUAAUAUGAAGUAUCUUAAGAUAGUGUAGAAUGACCUCCAGAGUCAGGAUAGGGCCACGAUUCAUGGUUAAUGACACACUGUCUGACUAUAAGCAAUCUUAACGCAAAGUAGGAGUUACUAGUGUCUGUCCACUAUAAAGUUAUGGCCUAGACAAUCUUUAGGUCACCUGAAUCAUUCAGGUGACCCAUUGCGAUUGGUAGUUGUCCAUCAUCAUCCGUCGUUUGUUGUCAUCUAAAUGUAAUCAACUUUUCUUUUCAUCACCUUUAGUAUGGAACAUCUUUAGGAAAAGGGGAAUUUAAAUGGUCACUGCACUCAUGGAGUUUGAGGGAUGUGGCAUUGAAAAAUCUUCUUUACUCAUGGACAGACUAUCAUCAUAGUAGACAGACUAUUAUAGUCAUGAUGAGCAAGUAUGCCCCUCCCAAAAAUAGGACAUUCAUGGCCUUUGGGUCGUGAGAUCUAAUGCUAGGCAGGUAUCAAAACUGUAAUAAAAAAAAUAUGCAAUUUAACAAUCUUUUUCUUUACUCAGGGACAUUUAGCAGGCAAAUUGUGUGUAUAGUCAUAAAGAGCAGGAAUGCCUUUACUAAAAUUUUGAAAUUCAAUGCUCCAGGGUUUAAAUAAUAUGAGUUGUAGUUCUUUAGAAAUCUUUUCAGGUUCAGGCUCUAGUGGAGAGCUAAAUAGAUAAGAGAUUGAUGAUACCUUUUAUCUAGUAAAAUCACCCUCUUUACUUUGGUGCAUUGUGACAAAAUACUUAAUGUAUGGUUAUGAAGAAUGCUUUCAUGACCCCACUGUCAGCACUAGUUUCUUCAGGGAGCAGCUAUCGUAUAAUGAAAAUACAAUACAUGAAUUUAUUUAGAAUGCUUUUUCACUCUUGGACAUUGAAAAAACUGAAAAAUUUAGCUGUCCAUUGAAGAGUGGAGGUAUGUUAGUCAGGUGAUCAUUACGGUCCAUGAACAUCUUGUUUACAAUUGAACUUAUCUGGAAGACUUUUGGUGAGGAUCAUGACACAUAUCUCUAUAAAAAAAACCUUGGUGCAAAGUAUGAAUUAUGAACUCUAGGUGGCCACAACAGAGGGUUAAAGUUUUACAUGGGAACAUACAGGAAUUUCUCGAAAAAUCUUCUCAAAAACAUUAAGGGUAUAGUUUUUUAAUGAUAGGCAAGUUCCUAAAAAACAUUAAGGGUAUAGUUUCUUGAUGAUAGGCAAGUGUUGUCUUGUAGUACAGUUCAAUUUUCUCCCAUGAUUUGAAAUUGAACACCGGAGUAUGAAGGGAAAUGGUUUGAAAGUUUACUCUAAAAACUCGUGAGCGUACUACAGUUUGUCCAAGUAGUGCAUAUGCAGCAUGAGGUAGGUGAGCAUUGUGGUCCAUUGACUUUUUGUUUCUUUAGUUUUAUACAAUUACAAGUAAAAUACCAUAUUUAUA